AUGGUCAACGCUACUGAAAUUAUUGCCGCCUUGGCGGGAACCUAUGCCCUCCUUAACACCUCUGCGACUAACAACGGCGUACCCGUCCCGGACCGUGUUUACGGUGAUAACCCCGUCGGUAUCCUGACAUACAGCAAGUCGGGCUACAUGUCGGCCACCAUCACAUCGACAGACGCCGAGGACCGCCCGGAAGGACUGACCUUCCCCUUCGAGGACGGUCAAUCAGAUACCGACUGA
Molecule: messenger RNA, 237 nt
Organism: Colletotrichum truncatum
Lineage: Eukaryota; Fungi; Ascomycota; Sordariomycetes; Glomerellales; Glomerellaceae
Source: RefSeq, a predicted model, not a curated record